GCAGACUACUUGGUUGGGGUCCGCAUGACUACCGUAGCCGGUGGUUAGAGACUAGGUGAAAUGGCUCAGAAUCGACCACAAUGGCGUAGGUGUAAACACUUCGUAUUGCUUUAAACCGUGGGACUGAAAUUACUUUAUUUGUUUCCUUCUACGAACAAAUUUCUUAUUCCAUGUGUCAUAUACGUACGUGCAACCUUUUUUCUUUAUAUUACUACCAUUAAGGUAACUGCUUCUGUGGAAUUAGUUUUCAUCUUGUUUUGCUGGGGUAUGAUAACUUGGAUCUAAGCACAUGUGUACCUGGUCUUAUGUUGUACAUGACCGACUAACCUCUAAAUUCACAAACUUGAUUGUUUUCAAUUCUGACGUGUGUGGGUCACUUUGGAACUUGAGAUAAACCUUAAUAAUUCAUAUGUUUUAUAUUUCUACCGACACAUCUCUUUUAGGACGGUAUUCGAAGCUCCCUGACUACUUGACGUUUUCCAAUCUAUAAAAAUAAACUUGAGAUAGCUUUGGAGCUUUUGUGUUAGUUUUAUUCGACCAGUUAGAUUGUAAACACGAAUGUUCUCAAUGCAUCCAUUUUAGGAUGUCGAUUAGAAUUAAUCAAACCCUUGAAGUAAAAACAUCAUAAUUCAUACGAUUUCGAUCUUGAUUUUCCCCACUGUUCUUUUGAACGAACAAAUUUUAAUAUUCACCCGUAUAAUCGGUACACAAUAAUGUCUCGUUGCAAUCAGUUACAAUAAUGUCAGAUGUUGAUGCAUAUCCAAGGUCUUCAGGUCGUGCACUAAGGAAUGAUUCGUCGGAUAAACUACUUAGUCCAUCUAAACAGGUUAGGUUCCGCCCGAAUGUAAUCACAAAUUCCUCUGAUCAUCUAGCUGAUAAAGUGUCCUGGGAUUUUACUGAAUCUGGUCUCGAUGAAUUGACCAAUGUAACAUCAUCUUUUGGUAAUUCGGACUCCAUUUCCAUAUUUCAAAAUCGUUACCCACCAGAUAAUGCGCCUACACAAAGUCACUUUGAUUCUAAACAAACAUUUCAUGAUGUAUCUGAGACGAUGGAAAAUAAUGUCAAUAAAAUGUCUGAUCUUUCUGUGAAUACUGAAUAUCACCUUAAAGGCAGCUGCCAAAGUGUUUCAUUCCUCAAAACUACAGAUCACCUCCCUCAGCAGCCGUUAUCAUCCUGUGGUCAUGUAUAUAGUCCCAAAAACUGUCCUUCAUAUGAGAAAAGUUCAAGUGAACAAGAUCCCAGAGAACUACCCAGCUAUCCUUUUACGCAUUCCGAAAGUCUGUCUUUGUCAAGUUUGACAGAUUUAAGUUGUCUGGAUCCAGAUACAACUUCUUUUUGCGAUACAGGCGAUGCGACUCUAAAUUUUUCACAACCAGUCUUCAAUACAACGAAAGCCUUAGAACGGGAGAUUAAAUCUUUGUCUAAGAAAGUCAACAGUACUUCCAAAGAGCAUCCCACUGACGAAAUACGCUUAGAAGCGGAACGUAUUGUAAAUGAAGCUUGCAAUACUCUUCCCGCUGGAGAUAACUCUAUCAAUCCUUUAAUUCUCAACCCAAGAAUCACUGUUAAUAUACCUGAAAAUGUAUCUAUGUAUGAAAAUCUUAUAGAUUUGACAGUGGAUGAGUCGGAAAUAGUACGUUUGGAGCGUCAACGAAUUGCAGCCCAGCGUAAACGAUUGAUUGAAGCGAAUAGGAAACAAAAUAUCAAAGUUGAUGAACCUGAACCAGAUUUGUUGGAAUUUUUCGAUCCAAACCGUCAUGUCUAUCAGUCAGUCAAUUUACAAUCGAAAGGUAUGCGAAGUUUGCUGCCUACCUUGCAUUGUGCUUCUGAUGAUUUGGUCGAUGUGUUCCAACAUAAAAUUGCAUAUGAUUACUCUUUUUGGCUAUGCGAUACUUGAAAUGGCUAAUUGUUUGUUUAAGGAGGAAGGGUGGUUAAUAAUUGGCAUCAUACCCCUGAUUGUACAGUAUUUCUUUAAUUUUUUUUACACGUAUUGAAAUAAAAUAAAGUCCGGGAAUGAAAUAAUUGUGAGAAUCCAUAGAAAUACGUGAUAAAAUGAUGUUUCAAUAUAAUGUUUUUCAGUGUUAUGAGUUGUUUUGGUUUUGUGUACAUCUUAACUUCUAUGCCUAAUCAUGAACUAUAUCAGUCAGAACUAUAUAUGAAACAUUGAACAGUCUAUUAAAAUCAUAAAAUCAAUACGCUUUCCGUACGUUCUCGCAUUUACUAUUGUAAAUCAGUCAUUCGUAUUCGCUGUUUUGUGAUGUGCUCAAACGCAUCAGGACCCAAGACAAUUCGAUAAUAUGUUAAUUUUUACGUUAUGGGAUACUAGGUUCAUGCAUAGGAGACAGACACAUCCACUCCUUCAGUCAUAAGUUUUAACAAACAAUCCAGAGGAAUAACUAAACAAACUUAUCUUCCUAAAUUAUAGGAUAUGGAAUUUAGAAUCAUUAACAAAGUAGAUUUCUAAAUACUGCGUUAACUAAUGUGCAGUAUUAAACCAAACAAUCUAAUACUAGUGAAUUGUAUAUUAAUAUCUCUCAGGACAAAGAUGACGUCACUUCAAUGUGCAAACAAGUGUGUUUAUUACCUGUGUUUGGUGACGCAUACUGUGUCUUAUUUGUUAUUCCGAAGUUUCAGUUAUGUUGGCUAUUACCAUUUCUAGUUUGCCAAUUUUCCUUCGUGUCCACAGAUCAUGUCUCAUUUCUAUGUAUACUGAAUUCCCCUUCACGUUUGUCUUCUUUGAAUAUCAAUGUUUCUUUAUACUCUUGUCUUCU
Schistosoma mattheei is the source of this 2771-nucleotide messenger RNA. Lineage: Eukaryota; Metazoa; Platyhelminthes; Trematoda; Strigeidida; Schistosomatidae. The record is from the annotation of a GenBank genome assembly.